This is a messenger RNA of Symbiodinium pilosum, 1745 nucleotides long. The record is from the annotation of a GenBank genome assembly. Lineage: Eukaryota; Dinophyceae; Suessiales; Symbiodiniaceae.
AUGAGGACGUGGAGGACCCCAACCGCCGCCGUGAUCCCUCAGAUCAAAACAGGCGCCGCGAUCCAGCAGACCCCAACCGGCGCCGCACUGACCCUUCGGACCCCAACCGGCGUCGGGAUCCUUCAGAUCCCAACCGGGGACGUGGAGGACCCAAACCGACGCCGUGAUCCCUCCGACCCAAACAGACGCCGCGAUCCAGCUGACCCCAACCGGCGCCGCACUGAUCCUUCGGACCCCAACCGGCGUCGGGAUCCUUCAGAUCCCAACAGGCGCCGCACUGGUUUUCUCUCGAACGACACUGAGGUCAACGACACUGAGGUGAACGAGGACGUGGAGGACCCAAACCGACGCCGUGAUCCCUCAGACCCAAACAGGCGCCGCGAUCCAGCUGACCCCAACCGGCGCCGCACUGACCCCUCGGACCCCAACCGACGUCGGGAUCCUUCAGAUCCCAACCGGCGUCGUGCUGGCACUGACGUGAAUGAGGACGUUGAGGACCCCAAUCGCCGACGCGAUCCUUCCGACCCCAACAGGCGCCGCGAUCCAGCUGACCCCAACCGGCGCCGCACUGACCCUUCGGACCCCAACCGGCGUCGGGAUCCUUCAGAUCCCAACCGGCGCCGCGCUGGCACUGAGGUGAACGAGGAUGUGGAGGACCCAAAUCGCCGCCGUGAUCCCUCAGAUCAAAACAGGCGCCGCGAUCCAGCAGACCCAAAUCGACGCCGCACUGACCCUUCAGACCCCAACCGGCGUCGCGAUCCUUCAGACCCCAACCGGCGCCGUGCUGGCACUGAGGUGAACGAGGAUGUGGAGCGCCGCGAUCCAGCAGACCCCAACCGGCGCCGCACUGACCCUUCGGACCCCAACCGGCGUCGUGAUCCUUCAGACCCCAACCGGCGCCGUGCUGGCACUGAGGUGAACGAGGAUGUGGCAGACCCAACCCGCCGGCGCGAUCCUUCAGACCCAAACAGACGCCGUAAUCCCGCAGACCCGAACCGGCGCCGGGUAAGUCCUGGAGGACAGGCCAAGCGAAUCUAUGAAGAGGGAGGUCAUGCUGUUUAUCGAGCCGAGCUCAUCGUGUCCCCUUUGCCUAUGGAUGUGGAAUCUGGCGAUAUUGUUUCACAGGGUCGAGAUGGCGACUGGCCACGCAGCGUGGUGGUUGCCACGGAUGCUCCACAGGGCUCCACCACAUUGGAUGUUCGUUACACAUCCAUUUGGAGACCGUGCUUCGGAGGCGGCUCGAGUGCCGAGACAACCACAGGAGCUUACGGAGAGGAGAUACCGUUGUCAGCGCAUUGCCUGGACACUGCCACCCCGCUGCUCGCGGAUGGGGUUGAGCUAGGAAGGCCGGCGGCGGUUUAUCACUACUUCCUAUCCCUUGCGGCCUUCUCGUCUCAAAGUGCUGCCCGCAUGGCCGGCAUACCCGAGUAUGACAUCCGUCGAAACAUGUACAACAUGUCAGACUUCGCCCACCAGUUCAUUCUGAAUCUGUGGGAUGGAGAUGAAGGAACACCAAUGUUUUCGGAAAGCGUCGGGUACGAAUACGCCAUUAUUCAAAAAGCCGUUGUGUUCAUGUCUGUUUGGAUGGAGAUCGUUCAUGAAAUGGAACAAGCAGUGGGGUUAUGUGGAGCAGCUGAUUUCCAGGAGAGUGCAAGCCGGCGGCGAACUGAUCCCUCGGACCCAAACAGGCGCCGCGAUCCAGCAGAUCCAAACCGGCGGCGCACUGACCCUUCGGAUCCCAACCG